AUGAAGCCAGCCGCCGUGUUCCUUCUUUUCACCUCGCUCGCCUCUGGGGCCAUCGUGCGAAAACCCGCAGUCAACCACCAGCCAGGCACGCACUGGCUGUCCCAGCGAGACGUUUCGCCGCCUCGCGUCAGCCCCGACAAGCAGGUUCCCCAGGGCCCCCCUGACGAGACCAAAGUGGCCAAUGUCAAGAAACCAAAGUUCUUCUGGAAGGUUCCAGCCCGCUACACGGUUGGCUGGCCAGGCUCGCUCUAUCUCGACGCCUUGUACAAAAAAUGGAUCGGGCUCCUAGUCAGGUCGAGGAUUCGAGAGUUCAACCCUUUCAAAGACGUUUCGCCCGACAGCACCCUGAAGCAUCGCAUCAACAACAGGGGAUUUUGCAGCACUCUUCGAGGCCUGGGAUGGAUCGCCAGCGGCCUGACGCGACAUGCGACGUCGCUUCAGCACAGCAAGAUGCCCGCUGCGGCCGACAACAAGACCCGCCCGACGGUGCUUUCUUCCCGGAUGAUAACGAGAUGGAGCGGGCAUCUGAAGACACUGCAAACUCGGCUGUCACGGACAGAGUCCUUCUCAAACCAAAUGCUCAGCGCCUCGUGCUAUGUCGAUUACGUAGAGAAGGUUAGCGCAUGGCUCGUGGCCUUGCGCAAGCUGGCCGACAAGUUUGACAAAAUGGACCCGACGCGUCAGGAUGUCAGCACGAGCUUGAAGAAACUUGCCAUGGCGCACCUGGGCGUGGCGCGAUUGGUCCACGACACCGACAAGCCUCUCAUCAACGAGAUAAUCCCGGAUAAGGACACGACUGGAUCGGCCGAGACGCUCAAGUCCGAGUACAAAAUGAAAGCCGGCCAGCCCCUUCAAACAUGGGUCAAGGACAGCGAUCCAAUCUGUCCAUUGCCUAAAGGAGGGCUUUUUCAAGAGACAAUUAUGGCGUGGCGAUACGAACUCAAGAACGAGACAGAGGAAGAUAAGGAGAAGGCAUACAAAGCGUCGUGGAUCAUGGAGCCGAAGCCGGAACACGAGGGCGACGAUGACGAUGACGAUGACGACGAGAAGAACAAAAACGCUUGGAUGCUCAAGAUAAAGCGACAAUCUGCUGACCUCGACAAUCACGACUCGUCGAGCAUCGAGGUGACCCAGCCAGUCCAGAAGAAGGAAGAGGGAAAAAAUGUUCCCAACGAGGAAGAGGCCGGCUCAGUCAAGGCAAACACCGAGGAUUGCGGCGAGGAUGUUCCGUCCAACUCGACGGAGAGCAAGCCGUCCGGAUCCGCGGUCAAUAUGAAAAUCAUCAAGGGGAUUUACAAGGUCCUCGUGCCAGGUUUUCAGUUCUGGAACGUGUAA
Hirsutella rhossiliensis is the source of this 1335-nucleotide messenger RNA. RefSeq lists its product as uncharacterized. The transcript has 4 exons. NCBI's taxonomy places the organism in Eukaryota, Fungi, Ascomycota, Sordariomycetes, Hypocreales, Ophiocordycipitaceae. The record is from RefSeq and is a predicted model, not a curated record. Bases 1 to 1335 code for a protein of 444 amino acids.